Molecule: messenger RNA, 1285 nt
Organism: Raphanus sativus (radish)
Lineage: Eukaryota; Viridiplantae; Streptophyta; Magnoliopsida; Brassicales; Brassicaceae
Product: bidirectional sugar transporter SWEET2
Exons: 6
Coding region: 141-851 (236 amino acids)
Biological process (GO): carbohydrate transport
Cellular component (GO): membrane
Molecular function (GO): sugar transmembrane transporter activity
Source: RefSeq, a predicted model, not a curated record
CUUUUGGUCCUUGCUCUUUAAAGAAACUCUUCUUCCCUCUUCAACUCUUAUUUACUACUUCUGCCACCAUCAAAGAAGAAUAGCUGAAGCUUUGAUCUUCUGAGAGAAAACCAAGGGGGACUUUGACAGAGUAGCUUCUUAUGGAUGUCUUUGCUUUCCAUGGUUCUUUCUCCAUGUGGAAAGAUGUUGCUGGAAUCGCAGGCAACGUAUUUGCAUUUGGACUAUUCGUUUCACCAAUGCCAACCUUUAGGAGAAUCUUGAGGAACAAAUCAACCGAGCAAUUCUCUGGUUUACCAUACAUUUACUCUCUCUUGAACUGCUUGAUCUGCCUUUGGUAUGGCUCACCAUUCAUAUCCCAAAGAAACCUCAUGCUUGUGACUGUGAACUCCGUUGGAGCCACUUUUCAGCUUUGCUACAUUAUCCUCUUCAUCAUGCAUACAGACAAGAAGAAUAAGAUGAGGAUGCUUGUUUUGCUUCUUGUGGUGUUUGCUGCGGUCGGGCUGAUUGUAGCUGGAAGUUUGCAGAUACCUGACAAGCUCGCACGAUGGUACUUUGUUGGGUUCUUGAGCUGCGCUUCACUUGUCUCAAUGUUUGCAUCUCCUUUGUUUGUUAUUAACUUAGUGAUUAGGACUAAGAGCGUUGAGUUUAUGCCGUUUUAUCUCUCUCUAUCAACGUUCUUGUUGAGCGGUUCCUUCCUCCUUUACGGGCUAUUCAACAACGACGCCUUUGUUUAUACACCAAAUGGAAUAGGAACGGUUCUUGGUAUUGUGCAGCUAUCUUUGUACUGUUACUACCAUAGGAGUUCCGAAGAGGAAGAAACAAAAGAGCCUUUGAUUGUUUCUUAUGUGUGAGAGUCUUAAUCUAUGGUGGGGAAAAAAGAAAACAAGAAUGUGGUACAUACAAGAUUCUUUGUUGUUUUUUUAUUGUUGUCGUUACAUUGUGUAGCACCUUGUGUCCUAUAUCUACCGGCUUUCGUUCUCUCGUGGCAUCAAGAUGUUUAUCCUCUUGGCUUCUGUCAUGAUUGAAAGAUGGAGAUCUUUUUCAGUAUGGUUCCAUUGCUGAAGAUUAUCUGAGACCACAUGAAGAGUUCGUUUUUCUUUUUCGUGUGAUGGAAAUCUCUGGUGGGUAUAUUUGAAGAACAUUUGUCCAUGUGUUGUUUGUGUUUAGAAGAUUAUCUGUCUGCUCAUAAGAUUUUACAUCUUUGUAAAAAAAAAAUAUAGAAUACACUUUGCAUAUAUCUUGUAGCAAAUUGUUUGUUCAUAAGAUUUUGUUUUUCUUUGGCCUA